Zea mays is the source of this 1946-nucleotide messenger RNA. RefSeq names its product ubiquinone biosynthesis O-methyltransferase, mitochondrial. The transcript is spliced from 10 exons. Lineage: Eukaryota; Viridiplantae; Streptophyta; Magnoliopsida; Poales; Poaceae. The record is from RefSeq and is a predicted model, not a curated record. Gene Ontology annotation, molecular function: 3-demethylubiquinol 3-O-methyltransferase activity; polyprenyldihydroxybenzoate methyltransferase activity. The coding region runs from base 577 to 1560 and encodes 327 amino acids. Gene Ontology annotation, biological process: ubiquinone biosynthetic process. Gene Ontology annotation, cellular component: mitochondrion.
AAAUAGGUCCAGCCCAGCAUCUCUAAACCCUAAUCAAUCAGUCGGUCGCCGCCGUCCGCCCGUCCGCUCAGCCGGCCGAGCGCUCGAGCCUCCUCCGUCCCGCUCCCGCCCGUCCGCCGAGCGCCGACGGCCCGAGCAGCCAGCACCGCCCAGCAGGCGAGCCGCUCCGCCUCCGCGCCUCUAUCCGCCGUCCGCUCGUCCCGAGGCCGCGAGCCGCUCCGCGGCUACGACCCUCCGCCCGCCGUCUGCCCGUCCAGCGAGCGCCCGACGGCCCGAGCAGCGGAGCAGGCGAGCAGCUCCGCGCCUCCGGCCUUCGCCCGCCGUCCGCUCGGGCUCGGACCGAGCCGCUCCGCCCACCGUCCGCCGAGCGCCUGACGGCCCGAGCAGGCGAGCAGCUCCGCGCCUCCGCCCGCCGUCCGCUCGGCCCGAGCAGCUCACUCGCUCAGCCGCAGAGCCGCUGUGCCUUCCACUUCCAGCAAAGUGGAAAAUCGAUUUGUCCACAUUUCAGGCGGACACCACCGUGUCGCCCCCGCGUCCUAAACCUCUCACUUCGCCGGGGUCCGGUAGCGGCGAACGAUGCUCCGCCGCGCGCUCCUCUCCUCCGUCUCCCCACUCCACGGAACGGUACGAAUCCCGAGCCCCAGCUACUCUCCUAUCCAAGCCCUUCUCGCUCAAUGGAGCAGGUACGCCUCCGUGGUCUCAUCCUCGGCCCCGCCGCCGCCGCCGCCGCCCCCUCCAUCUCCGCCUCGAGGUCCAUCGAGGUCGAGCGGUGGAGGUACCACUUCCUCGUCGCUGAACCCUGCAGAGGUCGCCAAGUUCGCCUCCAUCGCCGAGACAUGGUGGGAUUCUAGUGGCCCAUUCAAACCUUUGCAUGUGAUGAAUCCAACCCGACUGUCUUUUAUCCGCUCCACUCUCUGUAGACAUUUCAGGAGGGAUCCAAAUUCAUCUAAGCCACUUGAAGGUCUCAAAGUUAUUGAUGUUGGAUGUGGAGGUGGCAUUCUGUCAGAGCCUCUUGCUCGAAUGGGUGCUACGGUUACUGCAAUUGAUGCUGUUGACAAGAAUAUAAAGAUUGCAAGUAUUCAUGCGGCAUCUGAUCCAACAACUGCUUCGAUUGAGUAUUGUUGUGCAACAGCUGAGGGACUGGUAAAAGAGAAAAGGCUGUUUGAUGCUGUAAUUUCUCUUGAGGUGAUUGAGCAUGUCGCCAAUCCUUUGGAGUUCUGUGAAUCCCUCUCGGCUUUGACAAUUCCUAAUGGUGCCACUGUGAUUUCCACAAUCAACCGAUCAAUGCGAGCAUAUGCCACUGCAAUAGUUGCUGCUGAGUAUAUCCUCAGAUGGCUUCCUAGAGGCACACAUGAGUGGUCCAAACUGGUUACCCCGGAGGAGCUUGUCCUAAUGCUGCAAAAGGCUUCCGUCUCCGUCGAAGAGAUGGCAGGGUUCGUUUACAAUCCGUUGAGUGGAGAAUGGUCCCUGUCAGAUGAUAUCAGUGUGAACUACAUUGCUUUUGGCGUCAAGAAGGGUGAAGCAUCAUCGACAAAUGGCAGAGAUGCAAGUUUAUCAUAGCUGAAGAAAAACACGUGACCUUGAAUUGUCGGGCAUCAUUUUCAGAGGACCAAUUCAUGUCACUGAAAUCUUACUGCUAAGGAUGCAACCAAGUAGCAGAAGAGAAUUCUCUUGCCCUUUGUUAGUCUUGGAAACUGGAGCUUGUGGAGUGAUGCUUCCUGGAAGCGCCAUUGAGAAGUCAAGUUGACAACAAGUGACUGCUAACAAGUAGAGCUAUCUGCCUUUUUUGGGUAAUGUUUCGGGCAGUUUUUCUCAAUUUUGUGGCAAUCACUGAUGAUCUAAAUAAAAAUAAUACUACUACACUGCUGUACGUGAAAACUGAACAGAUUUGCUGUCUGGAAAUGUAACUAUUUUUAACAGUUAAGGCUUGUUCGUUUUUGCGUUAA